Molecule: messenger RNA, 721 nt
Organism: Anopheles darlingi
Lineage: Eukaryota; Metazoa; Arthropoda; Insecta; Diptera; Culicidae
Gene: mRpL30
Product: 39S ribosomal protein L30, mitochondrial
Exons: 3
Coding region: 68-628 (186 amino acids)
Biological process (GO): translation
Cellular component (GO): mitochondrion; large ribosomal subunit
Molecular function (GO): structural constituent of ribosome
Source: RefSeq, a predicted model, not a curated record
CACGCUCGUUAUGUAAAAAAGGCGGCCACAAUAAUAAAACACCACAAGCAAAACUCCCGGAGACAAAAUGUUCAAAGUGUUUCAAUCGCCGGCUUUGGCCACGCUCGGCCAACAAUUUGUACGAAACUACGGUAAACACAACAAAAAGUUCCUGUACAAAGAUGGCAUUCUGAAGGAUCAAAUCUACUACUAUCCGAGGGACACCGAUCGACAGAUUCUGCCACCGGCAACGGAAACACCCCCGAAACUCUUCAGCGUCCGUCGGUUGAAGCCGAUUAAGGGACUUCCAUACUGGGAGAAACGAAUCCUGCGUGGAUUGGGUUUAUAUGAGAAAAACGGCGUUGCAGUUGUGAAAAACAUCCCGGAAAAUAAUGCGCGUCUCUGGAAGGUGAAGCAUCUGGUGGAAAUCCUGCCGAUCACGUUCAAAUACGGUGAACCGAGCGAGGCAGACAUCGAACGGACGUUCCUGAAGGAGAACGGCGAGUGCGUUGUGAUUCGCAAGCUAGAGGAGGUCGAUGCGACCCAGGAAAAGUUGGCCGCCGCCGAACAGAUACGGACCGACCGGCUCCGUAUGGAUGGGGAGACGUUGCGAAAGGACUCACGAUUGAAGUGGUUGAACCCAUGGUAAAUACUACCCGGUGGGUGUAAAGUAAUGUUUUGAUGCCGUAUUAUAAGAGUAGCUCCAAUCGAACCAUGUGUAUCCGGUCUAUGUUAGCUCAUU